This is a messenger RNA of Solanum stenotomum, 1140 nucleotides long. RefSeq names its product dof zinc finger protein DOF4.6-like. NCBI's taxonomy places the organism in Eukaryota, Viridiplantae, Streptophyta, Magnoliopsida, Solanales, Solanaceae. The transcript is spliced from 2 exons. Gene Ontology annotation, molecular function: DNA binding; DNA-binding transcription factor activity. The record is from RefSeq and is a predicted model, not a curated record. Gene Ontology annotation, biological process: regulation of DNA-templated transcription. Bases 127 to 912 code for a protein of 261 amino acids.
UAAGUAGCUUUUUUUCUCUCUUGUAGCUUUAGGACCAGUGGAUUGUUUUCAUCAUCUGUCUGAAGACUCUUCUUUCUCAUUUUUGCCUUUACUUUUUCGUCUCCGCUUUUUCUGCCCUUUGUUCAAAUGGAUACUUCUUCUCAGUGGCCACAGGGUAUAGGAAUAGUGAAAGGUGUUGAUGAAACCUCAUCAAAGUUGGAUCAAAGGAAACCGAGGCCACAGAAGGAGCAAGCGGUAAAUUGCCCAAGAUGCAAUUCAACAAACACAAAAUUCUGUUAUUACAACAAUUAUAGUCUCACUCAACCCAGAUAUUUCUGCAAGACGUGUAGAAGGUACUGGACUGAAGGGGGUUCUUUAAGGAAUGUUCCAGUAGGAGGCGGUUCCAGAAAAAACAAAAGAUCUAACCAUAACAAUAUCAACAAUAAUUCAUCAUCGUCUUCAACUACAUCAUCGUUGUCAUUAUCAUCAUCCAAAAAAUUAUUUACAGAUCUGGCAAACCCUAACGACCUCAAUAUAACUUAUAAUCCAAUACCCAGUACUACUACUCCGGGUAAUUUCAGUAGCUUUUCUGAUUUCAUGGCGUUACCUUUGAUCCACCCAUCAGCUAAUUCGGCUUCUACAUUCAUGCCGAAUAAUAAUUUGUACCCGUCAUCAACUACUGGGCUUUCGAAUUUACAUGAUUUGAAGCAUAGUAGUGGUAUCAAUUUUUCUUUGGAUGGAUUUGAAAAUGGGUAUGGAAGUUUACAAGGAAGUAGUGAUCAUCAAGAGGCAAAAUUGUUUUUCCCUAUGGAUGAUUUGAAGAUUAAUGUUUCAACUGUUGAUGAUCAGUUUGAAGAAAAUAGAGGGCAACCAGCAGAUCAAUCUAAUGGGUUUUGGAAUGGAAUGUUGGGUGGAGGAGGCACAUCCUGGUAAUUUUUUUUUCUGGAAAUUAUAAAAGGUGGUGUUUUUUUUUUUUUUUUUUCAAAAGUAAUUUUCACUGAGUGACAUAUUUAGUUGGUUUAAUUUCCUGUAUUAUCAGAACUUCUAUUAGUAUUUACUACUACUAACAGAUAGGAUAUAUAUAUAUAUGUAUGUGUUUUUUCUUUUUUCUUAACUCUUCAUUUGUUUGUGCUAUGAAACUUUAAUUCUCUUUCAUUUGCA